Molecule: messenger RNA, 3539 nt
Organism: Zalophus californianus (California sea lion)
Lineage: Eukaryota; Metazoa; Chordata; Mammalia; Carnivora; Otariidae
Gene: ATG16L1
Product: autophagy related 16 like 1
Exons: 19
Coding region: 173-2044 (623 amino acids)
Biological process (GO): negative stranded viral RNA replication; autophagosome assembly
Cellular component (GO): autophagosome membrane
Molecular function (GO): protein binding
Source: RefSeq, a predicted model, not a curated record
CUUUCCGGCAGGAGCCGGAAGACCGUCCCGGACGGCAUUGGGGGCGGCCUGUGCGUGGAAGUGAGGUCUGGGCCGCCGGCCUUCCGGCGUCCGCUGGUCGCCCAUGCUGCGGCCCGCGGCCGCCAGCCCCCACUCGGAUUGGCGGCGGUAAGGCGCCGGGGCAGCGCGCGAAAUGUCGUCGGGCCUCCGUGCCGCCGACUUCCCCCGCUGGAAGCGCCACAUUUCGGAGGAGCUGAGGCGGCGGGACCGGCUGCAGAGGCAGGCAUUCGAAGAGAUCAUCCUGCAGUAUAACAAGUUGCUAGAAAAGUCAGAUCUUCAUUCAGUGCUGGCCCAUAAGCUGCAAGCUGAAAAGCAUGACAUCCCCAACAGGCAUGAGAUAAGUCCCGGACACGAUGGUGCCUGGAAUGAUAGUCAGCUACAAGAGAUGGCCCAGCUGAGGAUUAAACACCAAGAAGAACUGACUGAACUACACAAGAAGCGUGGGGAGUUAGCUCAAUUGGUGAUUGACCUGAAUAACCAAAUGCAGCAGAAGGACAGGGAGAUGCAGACGAAUGAAGCAAAAAUUGCAGAAUGCUUGCAGACUAUCUCUGACCUGGAGACGGAGUGCCAAGAACUACGCAGUAAGCUUCAGGACCUCGAAAGAGCCAACCAGACUCUGAAGGACGAAUAUGAUGCCCUGCAGAUCACGUUUACUGCCUUGGAGGAGAAACUGAGGAAAACUACUGAAGAGAACCAGGAGCUGGUCACCAGGUGGAUGGCCGAGAAAGCCCAGGAAGCCAAUCGCCUAAAUGCAGAGAAUGAAAAAGAUUCAAGGAGGCGGCAAGCCCGGCUGCAGAAAGAGCUUGCAGAAGCAGCAAAGGAACCUCUACCUGUUGAACAGGAUGAUGACAUUGAAGUCAUUGUGGAUGAAACCUCUGAUCACACGGAGGAGACGUCUCCCGUGCGAGCCAUCAGCAGAGCGACCAGUAAGCGACUCUCGCAGCCUGCUGGAGGCCUUCUGGAUUCUAUCACUAAUAUCUUUGGUCUGUCCGAGUCUCCCCUUCUGGGACAUCACUCUCCUGAUGCUGCCAGGAGGCGCUCUGUCUCUUCCUUUCCAGUUCCCCAGGAUAAUGUGGAUCCUCAUCCUGGUUCUAGCAAAGAAGUGAGAGUGCCGACAACCGCGAUGUGUGUCUUCGAUGCUCACGAUGGGGAAGUCAAUGCUGUGCAGUUCAGUCCGGGCUCCCGGCUGCUGGCCACAGGAGGCAUGGAUCGGAGAGUUAAGCUUUGGGAAGUGUUUGGAGAUAAAUGUGAGUUCAAGGGCUCCCUGUCUGGCAGUAACGCGGGAAUUACGAGCAUCGAAUUUGACAGCGCCGGCUCUUACCUCUUAGCAGCUUCAAAUGAUUUUGCAAGUCGAAUCUGGACUGUGGAUGAUUAUCGGUUACGGCACACCCUCACGGGACACAGCGGCAAAGUGCUGUCUGCCAAGUUCCUGCUGGACAAUGCGCGGAUUGUUUCCGGAAGUCAUGACCGGACCCUCAAGCUCUGGGAUCUACGCAGCAAAGUCUGCAUAAAGACCGUGUUUGCAGGAUCCAGCUGCAACGAUAUCGUUUGCACGGAGCAGUGUGUCAUGAGUGGACAUUUCGACAAGAAGAUUCGUUUCUGGGACAUCCGAUCGGAGAGCAUCGUCCGGGAGAUGGAGCUGCUGGGGAAGAUUACUGCCCUGGACUUAAACCCGGAGAGAACAGAACUCCUCAGCUGCUCUCGUGAUGACCUGCUAAAGAUCAUCGAUCUGCGAAUCAAUGCCGUCAGACAGACGUUUAGCGCGCCUGGGUUCAAAUGCGGCUCUGAUUGGACCAGAGUUGUGUUCAGCCCUGAUGGUGGUUAUGUGGCAGCGGGCUCGGCUGAGGGCUCUCUCUACGUCUGGAGCGUACUCUCGGGGAAGGUGGAGAAGGUCCUUUCCAAGCAGCAUGGCUCAUCCAUCAAUGCAGUGGCGUGGUCCCCCUCUGGCUCCCACGUCGUCAGUGUGGACAAAGGAAGUAAAGCUGUGCUAUGGUCGGAGUAUUGAUGGCACCCCCGAGAGCGAGAGAGAGAGAGAGAGAGAGAGAGGGGAGGAGCUGAAGCUGGCGAAGCACACGAGCCCCUGUGGUUCUGUCCUGCACAUGGUGUGUUGGGUGCAGCUUCGACCUCCAGAGACGAGCUGGAGCCACGUGGUGCCAUGACCUGCCUUUGAACAGGAUUUCUGAGGAUUUUAGCUGAGGUCUCUCACGGCCUGAAAGAAUAACACUGAAAAAAUCUGGCCCUGCAGUCACUUAGCAGAGGUUCAGGUUCUUGCCUUGCCUUGAUUCGGGUGGGAAACACUACUGGCUCUGAUCUUCCAUACCUCAGCGAGGGAAGCGCGGGCACCUGCUGGCUCCCUCACUGGCCGGCAGGGCCAGGAACGCCCCACGCGCGCGUGCGGCUGUCGGUUCUCCCUCCGUGCUUUCUCCCGUCCUUCCAGAGUCGGUUCUGGCCCAAUGCAUGUCCUGUCACCUUGGGAUGGUUUUCCUGGUGAACUCACUUGAAUCAUUGGAUUAACAGAAACCCAAACAGGAUCACCCCUGCCCUCAGCCCAUAGGGACUGCCCUGAUUUCUGAGGAGGUGACAGGACCGUGGUCCUCCCUGCUGGUCUCUUGUCAUUAUUACGAGGCUCUUACUCUGAUCUCAUCUGAUUACUGUUGGAAUUUCCUUAGAUCUCCUAAACCGUUCUUAGAAAGCAGCUGUUGUUCAAAGCUUCGGGCUUCCUUUCUCCCUAACGAUGCUACACACCUAUUUCUUGGUCGAGAAGUAAAUCUCAGUUUGGUUACAAAAUACUUUUUGGAGAUAGGAGAGGAAGUGCAGAAACCUUGCAGGUAAGCGGGCGUGCUGCAGGAGUAGAGUGGCUCCCUGCGGCCAUCUCUAGACUCCCAGAAAGUGGGCUGGGUGCACGCCACCUUUUUCCCCCGUGUGCCUCGGUGACAGUCGCUGGUGACAAGGGAUUGGAAGCCUCGAAUGUAUUAGCCUGGAGCCAGCGGUUCCGGGUCACUGCCCCUCUGCCAAGCCUACGUGCAAUACCCCCUUGGUGCUUUAGUUCGAGAAGCCCAUUCCAAGAAGCAUGGGAACGUCAUCUUUAAGUUUCAGGAGUUCUGAUUGAGGCCAGGGAAGAACUGGCUUGUGGCUUUUUUUUUUUUUUUUUUUUUUUAACAUUUAUCUUUACCAUUUUACCUGUGUAUCAUUCUAGUUCCUGAGUGACUGAAACACCAAUACUUUCAUCACUUUUUAAUUGCACUUUAUUUUUUUCCUUCCACACUUGUUCUCUGGACAGCUGUGGGUCUGAGUGCUGGAGCUGGGUGAGGAGGGGCGCCGUGUCCACCCCCCUGCCCCCCGGCCCGCCCCCCACCCCCUUUCCAGCUUCCUGCUCCAAGAGCGCAAGGGGAGGUGGGAUUCACAGACCAGGGCGCAUCUUUUAUUUAUUUAAUUAUGUUGCCCAACAGAACUUGAUUGUAAAUUAAAAAGAAAUCUGUUAUAUACUUUUCAAAUUCUGU